Molecule: messenger RNA, 1423 nt
Organism: Hyaloscypha bicolor E
Lineage: Eukaryota; Fungi; Ascomycota; Leotiomycetes; Helotiales; Hyaloscyphaceae
Exons: 1
Coding region: 75-1367 (430 amino acids)
Source: RefSeq, a predicted model, not a curated record
CUUGAGUUGAUUUUGAAAAUACAUACUUUUGUAUUGAUACCCACCUCAAUCGCGAUAUUAUCCAAGUACAUACAAUGACCAACGAAGCCGACAUCAAAGCAGCAAUCCUCGAUUGCGCCUCCGAGAAUUCCUCCCUCCUCGUAAAACUCUCCUCAACAAGCACAGCACCCAGUCUUCUCGUCGGCCACGAAAAACACCUCACAGCCUUAAAAGCAAACUUAUCAGAGCACACCGUGAUCCUGCAAAAGCUCAAAGACGAUGUCGACUCCAAGUUCAAACGCCACAGGAAACUCCGCGACUCCACCACUCGCCGCUUUAUCUAUCGUGCAACAAACAUGCUCGCGAAAUUUGACGCCAAGGCCAUGAAAGAAGAGAGAGAAUACUUCGAUCUGCUGAAUGAGCAAAGUAAAGCUGAGAAGAGAAGGUUGUUGUUGCAGCGAGAUUAUAACGAGGCUGUUGAGAAACAGGAACUACUGGAGAGGGAAGUGCAAGAACAUGCGAAGACACAUGCAAGGAUUGAUGAGUUGUAUGAGCGGUUAUUUGCUGGCCCGACGCCGGGAUUUCCGAGAGAGGAUGAGAGGGAGCAUAGAUUUUACGCAGCGAGGAGGAAGAAUGAGACCAUCAAAGAAGCGAUUCGAUCAGCAAGACAGGUUAGGAGGAUUUUGGCAGUUUCACAGGGACAUGUCAAGCAAGCUAAGAUUGCUUUGAGGAAUGCGGAUCAGAAGGCUGUGGAUAGUGUCUUCUUCUUGGAUGAUGCUUUUGCUCGCCUGCGCCGGGGAAACGAACUGAUCAUAGAUGCGAUCAACUCGACGGGUCGAAUUGAAGAAUAUCUUGCUCCUUUCUUGGAGAUGGUCGCUGUGAAGGUGGAGGCGUAUUCUUAUCUCAAGGCUUCGAAGUCAGUCGUCGAUACGGCGUUCACUCGCGAGAAGAUCGUGGCAGCAGUUGCAUCUGCUCUGGCGAGCUUGUCGAAAGCCGAGGAGGCGCUUGAGAGACUUGCUACCCUGACGAAGCAAAGGGAAGAGAAGUCGCUUGAGAAUAUUAAGGGAACUGCGAGGCAGGUGGAAGAUUCAAGACAAGAGUUGGAGCAGUUUAGAAAGAGUAUUUUCGAAAGAGUGGCUGGGUUUGGAGAAGCUGCUCCUGCUUAUACCGAGUGCUGUGAUAGAACGGAGGGAUUUUGUGAGGUUUCUGAAGAAGCUGAAGAGGAGGAUAAUUAUACUGAGGAGAGGGACGCUCCAAUUGAGGAGCUUGUUGCUCCUGUUCCAGAUCCGGAAGUCAACUCAACCAGAGCCGCAUUACCCGAUCACGAGAACGCAGAAGUUACUUCCCAAUUGAGUGUAGAGAUACCCUUGAAACGAAAAGAUGACUGAAUGACAAGCGAAUAUCUAAUUUGAAGUAGAACAAGUUUCUUUAAUUAGAGGUUGCU